GUUAAAAAUGCCUUCAAAAUCUUCGGGAUGUCUGAGGAUAUAGCUGCAUCAAUGUCAGUAUUGGCUCUUAGCGCUGAUUUUCUUGUCCCUUCGGACUGUGUUUUCGGUCGUCCCCAUCUUGUCGAAACACGUUUGCCCAACUCUUCUAGUGGGGAACUGUGUUUUCUAGUUGGUGAUGUUCUGCGGAUCAAAUUGCUAAAUGUGGGAGGUGGUUUACAGGAGGAUUCUCGAAAGCUCUUCGAUCAAUUGCUUGAUGAUUGCCAAAAGAAGAUUCAUUUCAUUGAGUAUCAGGAUGUUCGUGUAAGGACAGACGGGGGAUUUCAAAGAAUACCUGAUAAUUGGUCCGAAUCGAUCUUCUCCCUCCCUCAGGGUUUUUUAUUGAAACCUCUUCUACCUCUUGUUCCCAUCUCUUCUCUAAAUUUGUACAAUGAGAUAACCCGUUUACUAACAGGUCCACAAUUCUCCCAUUUUCGUUCAUGGAUAAAUGUUAUUGAUCCAAGUUCUUUUGCUAGCGCUGCUGUUUCUUCAGUCUCCCAGCUUUCUGUUCCUCCAUCGGCCAUCACUAUAGAUCCAUGGAAGGUUCAACGCUCCGACCUUUUCUGUCCCAUAAAGGCGCGUUUUUUGCAAGAAUUCAUAUGUACAAAAGCACCUGCAAAAACAUCUCUUAUCCUUGCUCUGCCGUUGGCAAAAGAACCCCUUCAACUUUUGACUUCUUUACUCGAUCCAGUUCUGAAGGAUUUCGCCGUUGCCUGUGGAUCUAGAUACACUCUCCAUUUUGCAUCGAUGGGUUUUAUCUGCUACCUCUUUUAUCGUCUAUUUGUGCACUUCUAUAUCGGCAAGGGUAAUGCUACUCCGAGUGAAAUUGCCGAAUUGAGAAGUAAAAUUCGUUUGAUUGAGGAGAAGGAAGAUGAUCUUCUCUUCAACUAUGACGUCUUUACGCAACUUCGCCAAGUGCAUAGUCAAGCUAUCUCAAAUCUGAAAAUUCUGACUGAAAAUACUCCGAAAUUGCUAAUAGCAGGUGCAUGUUUGCAGGCUGAUUUCCUUCGUACUCAUAAACCGGAUGAGUAUACCGAGGAGGAUGAAAGUCGACGCCUACUUUACUCCUCCCCCAAUGAAGCAAGGCAGGACAUUCUUGCUCUCUUCAAAUUCCAAAUUCUCACUGCUAUCUCGGGUCUGUUGGAAUCUGUCAGCGAAGCACAUGAAUUCUUCACCUAUAUGACUGUGAAUAGUCUGAAAAUGUUCUAUCAACCCCACAAUCGAAAUGGGGACUUUGUUGCUCACCAGUUGCUUCGUCUGGGUUUUGAAACUAUUAUUGACUUGGAUUCUAGAAAUGGUUUUUCAAAAUUUGAACAGUCUGGCGACAAGAUAGUCACUUACGAAGAGGCUAGGCUUGCGCUUAAACAUCUCACUUUCAAGCGAACUUCCUUACAACUCCGAUAUUGUAAUGUAAUGCAUAUUAUUCCUAAGAUGACCAGACAGGUUACAUACUUUCGUAAUGCCCUUGCGCACGCACGAAGAUGUCUGAGUGAUAAUUGGUGGAUGGCCUUUAAUAACAAGUCCGCGGAUGUUAAUGCCAAGGACAGUAUGGUCGUCUUGAAGAAGACACUCAAGCAACUCUUUGGUCUUAUUGAGCACUGGACGAGGGUGAUGUAUAAUGAGGUUGUUAGAGGCAUCGGUGAAGAGAUGUUAAAUAACAUAAAGUUGGAACAUGGACGACUUGUGGAGUUCCUUUACAAACUUGAAUUUAAGACUUUGCCCUUAUUGGAUCCACCUCCGAGGGAGUAUAAAAUGGAAGAGGAGGUGAUUGAAUCGAUUUUCCAAUUACUUAUGCCUCAAAACAUGCUUCCUUUAUUGCCGCCAUUUCCAAAUGAAGAGCCUAGUAAUUCUGUGGAAAUAUCAUCUCCCUCAACGCCUUCUAUUCACACUCUCACUGCACCCAUUCUCAGUUCUGCAAAUCAUUUUCCUGCUGAUCCGCGAACUACAAAUCUUAUUUCCUCUACUUUUAGACCUCCUCCACCUCAAACUACUACAGCUAAUACAACACUUAUUAUUCCGAGUUCUAACUCAACACAACAACAACAACAAGUGCUUCUUCCCGUGGUUAAUCCUCCAAUAAGGACAGUAUAUGUUCUCCAGAAUACCAGAAAUCUUACUGCCUCUCCCCCUCCCCCUAACCCUCGUGCAUUUCAUCCAUCAAUUCUCAGGACAAGAAAACGACCUCAACAACUUGUGAGAGUGCUUAAUGCGGUAGUAGCCCCUGCUGCACAAAUUGUGAAUACCUCUUCAACUGCAAAUACAGCCACCACCGCUACUACUACUAGUAAUGUUGUUAGUAGUGUGAUUAAUGCUCCCCCCAGUAGUAAUUCAGCGAGAAUACGGAAUCUCGAUAGUAAUUUGCUCGUUGCUAAACCGGAGCCCCCAGAUGAUUCCCAGCUGAAUGGUGGCACUGUUGCAGUUUCUCAAUCAAGAUUAUCCGACUCUCACGAAAGAACUGACCAAAAUCAUCCUCCGUCAUCGAAUUCCGUGGAACCUGGAGGGAGGAAUGAAACGUCAACAGUUCUCUCCCAUCAGCCUCCAAUAGCAACAAACCCUGGUGAUUCUGAUCCUAAUAAUGAUUGGAUUGAGCGAUGUAUAACUAAGAAAGAUGUCCUCCGGUGUACUUUGGUUCAACGACCUCUAAAACGAACACCUAAGGGACCUUUGCGUCGACAAUAUCUCAAGUCAACGUCUAAAGAACGAGGAGGCAUCCAGCAAAGUUGA
Molecule: messenger RNA, 2760 nt
Organism: Rodentolepis nana
Lineage: Eukaryota; Metazoa; Platyhelminthes; Cestoda; Cyclophyllidea; Hymenolepididae
Source: the annotation of a GenBank genome assembly